AUGCUAUCCUCCAAAAGAACCAAAAUAAGAUUAUCUUCUUGCCAACCAUCAUUCCUGUUAUCAGCGGAAAUACUUGCCAAUAAUGAAGACCUCUUAGCUGAAAUUCUUCUCCGUCUUCCCAUCAAAUCCCUCCUCAAAUUCAAGUGUGUAUCCAAGAAUUGGCUUUCUCUCAUAUCGAACCCUCGCUUCUCUCACCGCCGCAACGACAACUCCCCCUGUUGUGGUCUUUUUCUGGUUGAGUGUGGUUCACCGUAUGCUGAAUACCAAUUUGUUGCUCUUGAUUCCAGCCACUCUAAAGCUCCUUUUAAACACUUGACUUUUGUUAAUGAUCCAUCAGAAAUCGAACUCAUUCAAUCUUGUAAUGGAUUGUUGCUGUGUCGUAGUUUUCGUCCAAGUGGACCUGACAGAACUUACUACGUUUACAAUCCUACUACCAAGCAAUACACUAUACUUCCUCGACUGCGUCGCGUUUUAGGUGCUGCUUUAGCUUUUGAUCCUUCCAAUUCACCUCAUUACAAAGUGAUUUGUGUACGUAAACGUAGAUCUUUACAACAUCAUUAUCAGAUAGAGAUUUAUUCAUCAAACAAUGGUCCGUGGAGGGUUUCUGGUACUCCUUUUACCGCAGAAGACCAAAUGGUAUUCAAGAGCGGGGUCUUCUGUAAUGGAGUUAUUCACUGGCUCAAUGUUUCAGGUGGUACUUUAUUAUGUUUUGAUGUUGAUGGAGAACAGCUUAAAGAAACGCCAAUGCCUCCGGCUCCUCAAAUUGAUGAUGGUUUGGAACAGAGACAAGUUUGGUAUUUUGGAGAAUCUCAGGGGCGCUUGCAUCUUGUUGAGCUUCCCCCUCAAGCUACUACACAACUUGAUGUGCAUGAGAUGAGGGCAGACUGCUCCGGAUGGUUUGUAAAGUGCCGCAUCGAUCUUGAUGCAAUUGCUGGUGCAUUUCCAGAGAUGAUUAUGAGCUCGUCUCCCAACUUCUGGGAGGUGACUAGUUAUGCUUUUGAGAUCCUGGUUUUUGUUAGGGGAGAAAGAGAGGAGAACUCGUUCUCCGUGCUGCUGCACAUUCCAGGAAAAGUUAUACGCUAUGACUUCAAGGAUAAGAGUUCGACGACGCUUUGUGACUUUAAUCCGACGGUAGAGGGAUUGGAUUUUGGGCCGGAGAAUGAAUCGAACUUCGUAAUGUUUGACGUUUAUCAGUAUAUUGAGAGUCUUUCCUGUGUUUGA
This is a messenger RNA of Dovyalis caffra, 1221 nucleotides long. The record is from the annotation of a GenBank genome assembly. Lineage: Eukaryota; Viridiplantae; Streptophyta; Magnoliopsida; Malpighiales; Salicaceae.